AUGGGGAAAGACACGAGUGGGGGGGAACCACAGCAAGAAGCAGCUCGGGGGAGCUCUGACGAGGAGAAGUUGAAGGCCGGAGUUGGCGAGGUGCCGAGGUGCUGGUGCCCACCAUCCUGGCUGAGCUCGGUGAGAGCCAGGGCUGCCCGGUGCGAAGACAGCUCCGGGAGAGAGCCGUGCGUGGACACGCACGCCACUGGCCCUGCCCUGGCGGCUUUUGCCUGCCCCUCCGCUGCUUGUAUCACAUUAAAGGCACAGGUUUAUCGAGUACAUUAUCAGGUGAAUGACAAGUAUUUUAUUAGCUUGAAGUUGACGAUGAAGAGUAUCACAAAGUUUGUCUUUCUCUUUGGUAUCUGUAAACUUUGCAGAAAUUCACCUAAGCAAGAUUCUGCGCAAACUUGGAUUAUCACUUGGUUUUGUCUUCAACUACUCCUACUUAAUCCUCUUGUCAAAGCCCAGAGUUCCUGCGGGAAUCCAGUGACAGAUGAUGUGAAUGACAUUGCAAAACUGGUCGGAAAUCUCCCAAAUGAUUAUAUGAUAACCCUUAAAUAUGUCCCGCAGAUGGAUAGUCUGCCUAAUCACUGUUGGUUGCAUUUGAUGGUGCCUGAAUUCUCAAGGAGUCUACAUAGUCUUCUCCAGAAAUUUUCAGAUAUUUCAGAUAUGUCUGAUGUUUUAAGCAACUAUUCAAUCAUCAAUAAUCUCACAAGGAUAAUUAAUGAUCUUAUGGCAUGCCUAGCUUUUGAUAAAAAUAAGAAUUUUGUAAAAGAAAAUGGUCACCUUUAUGAAGAGGGCCACUUCAUCCCCGAGGAUUUUUUUAGGCAAUUUAACAGUACCAUUGAGGUCUACAAGGAGUUUGCAGACACGUUGGAUAAGAAUGACUGCAUUCUGCCUUCAACAGUAGCAACACCAGGGAAUGAUUCCAGAGUUGCUGUCACAAAAACAUUUUUGUUUCCUCCGGUUGCUGCCAGCUCCCUUAGAAAUGACAGCAUUGGCAGUAAUACUAGCAGUAACAAAGAAGCACUUGGCUUCAUUAGCAGCUCCAGCCUGCAAGGGAUCAGCAUAGCACUGACAUCAUUGCUAUCUCUUCUAAUUGGCUUUAUUCUGGGAGCUAUAUACUGGAAGAAAACACAUCCCAAAUCCAGAUCAGAAAGUGGUGAAACUACACAGUGUCGUGACUGUCAAGAGGAAAAUGAGAUAAGUAUGUUGCAGCAAAAAGAAAAGGAACAUCUACAAGUGUAG
Messenger RNA from Opisthocomus hoazin, 1239 nucleotides. Lineage: Eukaryota; Metazoa; Chordata; Aves; Opisthocomiformes; Opisthocomidae. The record is from RefSeq and is a predicted model, not a curated record.